Messenger RNA from Cylindrotheca closterium, 2319 nucleotides. The record is from the annotation of a GenBank genome assembly. Lineage: Eukaryota; Bacillariophyta; Bacillariophyceae; Bacillariales; Bacillariaceae.
AUGCAGAAGACGGCAAGGUCAGGUUCAGCGCCUCAUUCACGGGGCCGUGAAAAGCCAGUGCCCUUGCCUCCAAGUGGAAGACCGAGGUCCGCAUCUCAAGGAAUACCUCCGGUUUCUCCAAAAAAGAACAAGAAACCUGUGACGAAAACUGCCAAGAAAGUCAAAACACUUGCAGAAAGUUGCUCCAUUGCCAUGUCAAGAACAGAAUCUGUACUUGUGUCCGCUACAGGAGAUGUAAUGGUGUCUAGAUGCCGGCGGUCGUCGACUCCUUAUCUAACCAAUGUUGCCGGAGUGUCAGAACCCAACAUUUGUUUUGAAUCUGAUUUCGGAGCCAUGUCUGAUUUUAUGUCUACCAUUGAUGUUCCAUGGUCUAAUAAAUUGACCAAUGGUGGUGCAGACAAUUAUAUUCCAAGAGGUGAUGAAAGCGUCGCGUCAGGUGUAUCAUCCUACGAAUGGGAAAAACUUGACAAGCAGGUUAUGAGAAAGAAGAACAUUAGCAAAAGUGAACCCAAACGAAUAAUCAAGGACCCACCAACAAAGACUUCUCCUAAAGAAUCAGGUGUGGAACUGGUAUUUUCCAGCAUGGACUCAAAGGAUUCGGAACUGAGUGACACAGUCGGCAUUAUCUCAAUGCCAAGCUUUGACUACUCGCAUAUACACGAGGGCAAUAACGAUAUGAUUCCUCCUAACUUUCGAAUGAAGAAAUUGCCCCCAACCAUUCAUGAAUCGCCGUUUGAGGAAAAGAAAGAAGAGGACGACACUGCUAUAGCAGAGGUCCAACCAUUUUUCCACGGCGUUCCUGUUUUUCUCACGUCUCUAUCACAAAUUCGAAUAACCAAAGUUUCAGCCAAUCCGCUUGGGGCACAUGUCCUGAUGAUAUCAGCGGAAGCGCUCUUGUUAACAUAUGGUCUGAAUAAUCAUGGCCAACUAGGGAUUGGAAUCAAAUCAAGUCUCAAAGAUGGAUCACGAGGAUUCGUCACAUCACCAACCCUUGUUACGCCAUUGUUGGAGAAUGGUGGGAAGACGAUCAACUGUGCAGCUGGUAUUGACCACUCACUAGUUGUUGUGUCAACAGAGGGGAGGCGGUUGCAAAAAAUAAAGAGAAACUGUGAUGAACACUCGGAUGAUGGUAUUGUUUCGUUGAAACGACAGACGUCAUCGCCAUCGCGGUUUGAAGAUGAUGACUUGGACGUUUCGGACGAAUCGGUGCAACACCACCAAGUCUAUGGUUUUGGACACAAUGACUUUUUGAAGGUGGGUUUAGUCAAUGCAUCCUUAGAAGGAGACAGUGAUUUUGCGAAUGAAGAUGAAGAUAUAUUAUUGCCCCACCGAGUCGCUUUACAUUGUACUGUCUGGCCAGAGGACAACUUGGCAUCCAAGGGGUCGCUCCCGCCUCAAGGAAUUUUUGAUAUUGCUGCAUCUGCAGAGCACUCAGCUGCCCUGAUGCGACGACCCACAGGAGAUGUUGAAGUAUACAUGUGGGGAAAUGCAAGUAUGGGUGCGCUUGGAAAGUUUGAUGGCAAUGGUAAAAAUGUUGUUGUGACGGGCGAAAUUGGAAAGAAACCAGUGUCCAAUGUGGAAACUGUGUUUCCGCAUCCUACUCUGAUAGAAGAUUUGUCGUACACGACGAAAGAUUCAACAAUUGGUGUCCCAAUGUCGUUGGCUCUUGGACGAUACUGCUCAUUUGUUCUCAUGUCAAGUGGCAGGUGCAUGUCAUUUGGAUUCAGUGCCGAAGGUAUGCUUGGACAAGGAUUUGGAAUGACGCAUACGAGUGAACCGAAAGAGAUAUUUCUUCCUCAACAGGGCGACUCUGAGGCUAGCAACACAAUAGUAGCACUCAGUACCGGCGCAUGUCACGUGCUUUGCACCACAGCAGACGGAGGGACCUGGUCCUGGGGAGUCGAUAAGGAUGGACGCCUCGGUCUCCGCGUCAGUGAUUUCGGUAGUUUUGGACCAGGAGAAGGUGCGCAGACCCUCGCCAUCGAGUGGGUACCGCAACGAAUUGAUAUCAAGCAGCAUGCCUCUCGAAACCAUAGUGGAUCUGCUGAUGAUUCAACUACUUGUGUUCAGGUCUGUGCCGGUUAUGAUAGCUCCAUUCUACUGAUGCGGUCGGGGCAAGUACUUUCAUUUGGCAAGAAAUCUGGUCGGCUUGGAAAGGGUGAGGUAGAUACAGAUGUCCUGGAUCCUCAGCCACUCCAUGGUGGAUUGUGUCUUUUUCAUGAUCAGAGCGACAAGGUUUCAAAAGGACGCCUGAACACGAAGGCUCCUCCUAAAGUCCCAGGCAGAAAGAAUAUAAUGCGUGCGCGAUCAGACUUGUAG